AUGGGUCAGUCACGACGCCCCGCAGGCGGCGAGAAGAAGAGUCGCUUCGGGCGCAACAAAGCAGUCGCCGAUGUGGGUGACGGCCGGCAGACGGGCAAGUCGCAGGUCAAGAAGGCCACCUUUGAAAGUUCCAAGAAGAAGGAGAUUGGUGUUUCGGACCUCACGCUACUGAGCAAGAUCUCCAAUGAAGCCAUCAAUGAUAACUUGAAACUGCGUUUCGAGCAUGACGAGAUUUAUACCUACAUCGGACAUGUGCUGGUCUCUGUCAACCCGUUCCGGGAUUUGGGCAUCUACACUGAUAAGGUGCUCGACUCCUACCGCGGCAAGAACCGACUCGAAGUCCCCCCUCAUGUAUUCGGAGUCGCCGAAUCAGCAUACUACAACAUGAAGUCCUACAAAGAUAACCAGUGUGUGAUCAUUUCUGGAGAAUCAGGUGCCGGAAAGACAGAAGCUGCCAAGCGAAUCAUGCAGUACAUUGCCAGUGUUUCCGGGGGUAGCGAUUCGUCGAUUCAGCAGACUAAGGACAUGGUGCUGGCCACAAAUCCUCUGCUGGAGUCAUUCGGUAAUGCCAAAACAUUGCGCAACAACAACUCCUCACGAUUCGGCAAGUAUCUCGAGCUUGAGUUCAACGCCAACGGCGAGCCGGUGGGUGCCAACAUUACAAACUACCUUUUGGAGAAGUCUCGAGUUGUCGGCCAGAUUACAAAUGAGCGAAACUUCCAUAUUUUUUACCAAUUCACAAAGGGCGCGCCGCAAAAGUACCGCGACAGCUUCGGCAUCCAACAACCUCAGACCUACCUCUACACGAGCCGUUCGAAGUGUUACGAUGUUCCGGGAAUUGACGAUGUUGCGGAGUUCAAAGAUACUCUGGAUGCGAUGAAAAUGAUUGGCAUGAGUGAAGCGGAACAAGAUAACGUCUUCCGUAUGCUGGCCGCAAUCCUCUGGAUCGGUAACAUCCAGUUCACAGAAGAUGAUUCAAGCAAUGCGUCAAUCACGGAUCAGUCGGUUGUCGAUUUCGUGGCCUAUCUGUUGGAGGUUGAUUCGUCGCAGGUCAACAAGGCUUUGACCCUACGUCUAUUGGAGACCGCUCGUGGAGGCCGAAGAGGUUCGGUGUAUGAGGUUCCGCUGAACACGGUUCAAGCUGUCGCAGUUCGGGAUGCUCUAGCCAAGGCCAUUUACUUCAAUCUCUUCGACUGGAUCGUGGAGCGCGUCAACCAGUCUCUGACUGCCCGAGGGUCCAUCACCAACUCGAUUGGUAUUCUGGAUAUCUACGGCUUCGAGAUUUUCGAGAAGAACUCUUUCGAGCAGCUUUGCAUUAACUACGUCAAUGAGAAGUUGCAACAAAUCUUCAUUCAGUUGACGCUAAAGGCAGAGCAGGAUGAGUACGCCCGCGAGCAGAUCAAGUGGACUCCCAUCAAGUACUUUGACAACAAGGUUGUGUGCUCUUUGAUCGAGGAUAAGAAACCUCCCGGUGUCUUCGCUGCGUUGAACGAUGCUUGCGCCACUGCGCACGCCGAUUCUGGUGCCGCCGACAACACUUUUGUGGGCAGACUGAACUUCCUCGCUCAGAACCCGAACUUCGAGGGUCGCCAAGGCCAGUUCAUCAUUAAGCACUACGCUGGUGACGUGAGCUAUGCCGUCGAGGGAAUGACCGAUAAGAACAAGGAUCAGCUUUUGAAGGAUCUGCUCAACUUGGCUGGCUCCAGCAGCAACCAAUUCGUCCACACUCUCUUCCCCAACCAGGUCAACCAGGAUGAUAAGCGCAGACCGCCUACCGCUGGUGAUAAGAUCAAAGCCUCCGCCAAUGACCUUGUUACCACUUUGAUGAAGGCGCAGCCCUCGUAUAUCCGUACCAUCAAACCCAACGACAACAAGGCUCCUAGGGAGUACAACGAGGGCAACGUGCUCCACCAGAUCAAGUACCUUGGUUUGCAAGAGAACGUGCGCAUUCGUCGUGCUGGUUUCGCCUACCGUCAGACCUUCGACAAGUUCGUCGAGCGAUUCUAUCUUCUAUCACCCAAGACUUCUUACGCCGGUGACUACACGUGGACCGGUGAUUCCGAGUCCGGUGCCAAGCAAAUCCUGAGGGAUACCAGUAUUCCCGCCGAGGAGUACCAGAUGGGUAUCACCAAGGUCUUCGUCAAGACCCCCGAGACUCUCUUUGCACUCGAGGCUAUGCGAGACCGGUACUGGCACAACAUGGCCAUUCGUAUUCAGCGUGCUUGGCGCAACUAUCUCCGUUAUCGUAUUGAGUGUGCCAUUCGCAUUCAACGGUUCUGGCGACGCAUGACUGGCGGUCUCGAGCUUAUCAAGGUGCGCGAUCAGGGACAUCAGAUCCUGCAGGGCCGCAAGGAGCGCCGGAGAAUGAGUUUGCUUGGCUCUCGUCGCUUCCUGGGUGACUACCUUGGUGUGGGUAACAAGGGUGGCCCUGGUGAGAUGAUUCGUAGCGGCGCCAAUAUCAACAGCUCUGAAGACGUACUUUUCUCCUGCCGUGGUGAGCUUUUGGUCUCCAAGUUUGGUCGAUCCAGCAAGCCUGUCCCUCGGAUUCUUGUUUUGACCAACCGUCAUGUGUACAUUGUGGCCCAAAGUAUCGUCAACAACCAGCUGGUCAUUUCAUCCGAGCGUACCGUUCCCCUUGGUGCCAUCAAGACCGUCAGCACUUCGAACCUGAAGGACGACUGGUUCUCGUUGGUGAUCGGUGCUCAAGAACCCGACCCUCUUCUUAACUGCGUGUUCAAGACUGAAUUUUUCACCCAUCUUUCCAAUGCCCUGCGCGGCUCUUUGAACCUUAAGGUUGGCGAAAGCAUUGAAUAUAACAAGAAGCCCGGGAAGCUGGCGUACGUCAAGUCUAUCAAGGACCCGGCAGCCGGUGCCGUCGACAGCUACAAGAGCAGCACCAUCCACACUAGUGCUGGUGAACCUCCCAGCUCCGUGUCUAAACCCACCCCUCGAGCUAAGCAGGUUGCUGCUCGGCCCGUCACCAAGGGUAAACUGCUCCGACCGGGCGGUCCUGGAGGCGGUCCCUCGAAGCUGUCUGCUGCAGCUCGGAAGCCUGCACCAGUUGCUCAGCCUCUGCCCCAGUCAACCCCCCAGCCUGCUGCUCAACCUCGAAUCGUUCCUCAGCCUGUAGCGGCGGUUACCGCUGCCGUUGCCGCACACUCUCGCAAUCAGUCGACUAGCUCUGUGAGAGCUCCUCCACCCCCGCCCCCAGCUGCACCUCCUGCCGCUGCCGCCGCCCCUAAGAAGCCCACUGCCAAGGUUUUGUACGACUUUAGCAGCGACCGCGCCAACGAAUUGACCAUCCGCGCCGGUGAGAUUGUGCAGAUUGUUUCCAAGGAAGGAAAUGGAUGGUGGCUCUGCAUGAACACGACAACCUCGACUCAAGCCAAGUCCAAGCCCGCCCCGCCAGCACCACCUGCCAAGCGUCCCAACAUGGCAGGCCGCAAGCCCGCACCUCCCCCUGCUCCCAGGGAUAGCACCCACAGCAUGAACUCGGGCGACUCCUCUGGCGCCAGUGGCCGUGGUACACCCAACAGCACUUCCAAUGCCAGUCUGGCUGGUGGCCUGGCUGAGGCGCUUCGGGCUCGCCAGAGUGCUAUGCAGGGGAAGCAUGAUGAUGACGAUGAGUGGUAG
This is a messenger RNA of Penicillium subrubescens, 3633 nucleotides long. Its product is annotated as class I myosin myoA. The transcript is spliced from 9 exons. Gene Ontology annotation, molecular function: actin filament binding; ATP binding; microfilament motor activity. The coding region runs from base 1 to 3633 and encodes 1210 amino acids. Gene Ontology annotation, cellular component: cell tip; myosin complex; vesicle. The record is from RefSeq and is a predicted model, not a curated record. Gene Ontology annotation, biological process: endocytosis; actin filament organization; vesicle transport along actin filament. Lineage: Eukaryota; Fungi; Ascomycota; Eurotiomycetes; Eurotiales; Aspergillaceae.